Molecule: messenger RNA, 4018 nt
Organism: Patella vulgata (common limpet)
Lineage: Eukaryota; Metazoa; Mollusca; Gastropoda; Patellidae
Product: coiled-coil domain-containing protein 40
Exons: 21
Coding region: 38-3616 (1192 amino acids)
Biological process (GO): axoneme assembly
Cellular component (GO): cytoplasm
Source: RefSeq, a predicted model, not a curated record
AGUUAUCGUGUUCACUUGGCAACAAAGUAUUUACAACAUGGCCGACAAAGAAGCACGUCCAAGUAGUUCUAGGUUAUCAGGAGUUGUGUCAGAAGUCACAUUAAAAGCCCUUCAACAGUUUGAUACUGGAGAUAUGGAUCCCGAACAGACAGGCAGUGCAUCACCAGAACCUACAACUGGUCGAGAGUCAAAACCACCGACUCCAAAAUCAGCAGGAUCAAGACCUACUUCUGCUGUUCAGAAAUCUUCUCGGCCAGGUUCAGCUGCUAUUAAAACCCCAUCUAGACCAGCAUCUGUAGCAGACCAACUUUCAAUUUCUGGUGAACGUCCUCCAUCAGCAGCAAGAUCAUCAUCACGAACGUCAACUGCAGGUGAAAAGACAUCACCAGUAGCAGCUGAAAAGGAAACAGAAGAUAAUCCAUUGUCUAUCAGUGGUUCAAGACCAGCAUCGGCUAAAGGAAGGCCCCCAUCAGCGAAAGAAUCAAGACCAACAUCUGGUAAAAGCUCUAGGCCACCAUCAUCAAAAACCUCAAGACCAACAUCUGCAAAAGUAGCUAAAUCACCAUCAGCUUCUAAAUCACCAUCAGCUGAAGAUCAAAGGUCACCAUCAGCAAAAGAUAUUGCAAUUGUUGUCCCAUCCUCUGCAGAAGAAAGACCACCAUCAGCAACUAGACCAGUGUCAGCAGUAAAAUCUGGAAGUCGCCCAGGAUCAGCAGUUAAAAGGCCUACGUCUGCUGUAAAUGGUGAAUCUGCACGAAAAGGAACACCAGAUAUCAAAGAUAAAAGGGAGGAGACACAAGAAAAUACUGAAAUGGCUUUGAUGCCAACAGAUGAUGGAGGUUACGAUGAGAAUGAAUAUGUUGGUGAAACUGAUGUAUCAAGACAACCUCCUGCAGGUCCUCCAGGAGGAGGAGAUGGAGGGGAUAGUGAUGGAGAUGGAGGGGAUAGUGAUGGAGAUGAUUAUAACAGAGAAGUAACAGGAUAUAGUGAUGAAGACAGUGAUAAUGAAGCAGAUUUGGUUGUAUUAGACCCAGAUCAUCCCUUGAUGAGGAGAUUCCAAAAUGCAUUGAAAAAACAUUUAGAGAAACAGAAUGAAACCGUAACAUUAGAACUAAGAGAGCUGGAAGAAUCAUUGAAGACUAAACGUAGAAAUCGUGAAGAUUUGGGUGUGGAAUUAUAUGGAGUCCAGCAAGAAUUAGCAAGAUAUCAAAUGAUCUUGGAGAGGAACCAUGAUGAUUUUGCAACAAUAAACCAAGAACGAUUGAAAAAUGAACAAGAAUUGAAUGAAAUUAGAAAUAUGUAUAAAAAUACCCAGAUUACAGUCAACAAAGAAAAGAAAAAAUCAUCAGAGCUACAAGCAGAAGUGGAAAAUUUAGCUCUACGAUUAUUCUAUAUGAAAAAUGCUAAAGAGGACGUACGAUCUGAUAUUAAUGUGAUGAGAAGAGCAGCAGAAAAGGCUGAAUCUGAAGUUUCUAAAGCUGAGAUUGAAAAACAGAGACAAGAUUUGUAUGUUGAUAGAUUAGUUGAGCGAGUUGAUAAAUUAAAAGAAGAAAUGGCCAUGUAUGAAGCUCAGAUAACAGCUCAAUCAGAAGAAACUAAAGCAGCCAAGGAAGCCUUAACUGAAGCUUAUAUGGAAAUUGAGGUAAUAGAUUUUGAAAAGAAACAACUUUUUCAACAAUGGAACAGCAGUCUUAUUGGUAUGAGAAGAAGAGAUGAAGCUCAUUCAGCCAUGCAAGAGGCACUAAGUCAACAACAUCAGAAGAUUUUAUCGUUAGAAACAGAAAUUGAUGGCUUUAAGAAAAACAUUUCAAAAGAACAAGAACAGAAUGAGAAACUGUGUAUGAUAUUAGCUAAAACAGAACGAGAUAUUGAAACAGUUAGAAAACAAUUAAACAUAUGUCAAGCUAAACAUGAUGCCUUGAAAUCCGAAUAUACCACUUACACUCGUAUGUUACAUGAAACAGAACAGGCUUUACAUAGAGCUAUGACUGAUAAGACUUUAAGAAUGAACGAAUUAAAUGCCUUAAGACAACAGAUAGAGAAAGAAUAUUUAGAAAAAGUUAAAUUAGAAGAUGAAAUCAUGGAAAGAAUGAGAACACAACUUACUAUGGAUAAAGCUUCUCAAUAUUCUAAAAAAUUAACAAAUAAAAUGAGAGAUACCACUAAACAUUUGGAAACGCAAAUGGCAGAAGUAGAAAAUCAUAUUGCCAAAGAUGUACUGGAAGCAUCUAAUAUUAAAGCUAGAACAGAACGCCUCAAGAAAGUCCUUGUAAGACUGGAUGAUGACAUUGCUGCAAGGAAUGAUAUAAUUUCUCGUAGUAAUAAUGAAAUAACCAAACGAAAUGCUCUGAUUGAACGAAAACAGAAUUUGAUUGAUCAGUAUAAUAAGAGAUUAGAACAUAUGAUCAGUUCAGCAGGGGGAGUGGAACUUGGUCCAUUGGAGAUUCAGAUCAAUUCUCUGUCUAAGUCAAUUGAUGCCGAGUCACAGUCAACAGCAGAACUACAACAGCAAUGGCUCCGACAAGAAAGCGAAUUGGUUAAACUUCUUGGAGAAAAAUCACAACAAUCACAGGAUGUUAUUCAACUUAAAAAACAAAUCACCAUUCUUUCACAGAAAAAAAUCAGAACUGAAAAGCAUAUAGAUCAACAUAACCGUGAACAGUAUGAUAUUGAGAGGAAUAUAAAACUCAUGCAGAAUGACAUGUUAAAACUGAAUACUUUGUUAUUUAAACAAAAGGGUGCAGCAGAUAGUAUAGAACAAACUAAUAUAUUACAAGAGAGUGAAUUCCUGUCUAAACUAAGAGAAGCAGAAAAUGAAUCUAUAAAACUGCAAGACAGCCUUGAUGCCAUUAAAGAAGAGAAGGAAAGAUUACUCAAUAGUCUGGUAGAGGCAGAACGUCAGAUUAUGUUAUGGGAGAAGAAAACACAGCUAGCUAGAGAAACUCGAGCAGCAGUCGAUUCAGAGGUCGGUCAGGGUGAGGUGGCAGCUAUGAAAUCUGAAAUACAUCGCAUGCAGGUUCGAUACUCACAACUAAUGAAGCAACAAGAAAAAAUGAUACAGGAAAUGGAAAAGGCUGUUUCUAGGCGUGAUACCAUAGUAACAAGAGGAGAUGCUCAAACUAAAAUGAAAUCAAAACCACUAACUAAAGGAACAUUUGAACGUCAGAUGGCAGAAACCAGGAAAAAAAUUAAGACAACUAUACAGGAUGCAAAUGCCUGUGAGGACGAAAUUAGACAACUUCAUCAACAUCAACAGAUAUUGAGUCAUCAACUGGAGGAUAAACAACUUAACUGUCAACAACUACAAGGUUCAGCUGAUAGUAUGGAUGGUGAUAUAGAAAGACUGGCAGAAAUGAAACAAAGGAAUAUGACAGAUUUGUUGUCUCGCCAACAGAAAACCAAAUACUACCAUCAAGCUAAAGAUGGCAAAUAUACUAUGAUGUGUAAGUCCGAGACCAGUUUGAAUGUGGAAUAUGAAAAACAAGUAGACCGACUUCAUACUCUUAAUGCUAUUGUUGAUAGAUUAAAUCAAGAAUAUCCUCAUGCUCAACCAGCAUUACGUAAAGUCACUAUAGCUUUAAGCACUCGUAGCGUCCCCACAGAAGAAGAAACAUAAUCAUUUAUUACAACUGUCUAUAUUAUUAUCUUCAAAUUAGAUAAGAAAAACGAAGGGUUAAUCAAAAUUAUUUUGCACAUUAUUAAAUUGAUAAUUUUGGACCAAUUAAUUUUGUUUUGGAGUGUUAAAACUUGAUAUGGCUUGAAUAUUUUAGGAAGAAAUCGGACCCUGUAAGUAAGAGUAUAUUAUGUUGUAUAUUUGUUUUAUAUAAAAGUUUGUUUUUUAUAUUGUUAUAUAUAUAUAUUGUCUGUGAUACUGUACAAAUCUAGCUAAAUAUAAAGCAGAUUUAUUUCAUCAUUUUUAAAUUGAACCAUUAUCAGAUCUAAAUUCUGUGUUGUUACAUUUAUGUGAAAUAUGUCUGUAAUUUAUACCUAUUCAGUUAUUAAAACUAUUUAUUAAUUA